This is a messenger RNA of Gastrolobium bilobum, 3432 nucleotides long. RefSeq lists its product as uncharacterized. The transcript has 6 exons. Lineage: Eukaryota; Viridiplantae; Streptophyta; Magnoliopsida; Fabales; Fabaceae. The record is from RefSeq and is a predicted model, not a curated record. The coding region runs from base 1120 to 3192 and encodes 690 amino acids.
CCGAAGAACAUCAUAUGUGGCGGCGUGGAUGAAAGCUUGUGUUGUUUUCACUUGUCAGAUAAGAACACAAAAUCUUUAAAGCUAUAUUCAUUCACUGUGAUGUCAGUCUUUCUGCAAUAUCGGUAGCAUCCUUACUGUUGCGUCCUUCAAACACACAACAUAGUUAGUUUUUCCUUUUACUUUCUUUUUAGCAGAGCCACACUUGUAUUGUAUGGAUGUGAAGAUUUUAUCUUUGUGAAUGUGUAUUUUGGAAUUUUCAUGUGGUAGUUUGUGUGGUUCUUGGGUAAUAUGGGGAAUUUCAAAAAUCUUACUGUUUCUCUCUUUCUUUUAUUAAAAAAAAACAAACCUUUCUUGUUUUGAUGGAAUUUUUGGUUUUUGUUUCUUUUGUUUUUUUGUUAAACUUAUAUUUGAAAAUUAGGUUUAAUGUGAAUUCUGAAUUAGGGUAAAUAAUGCAUGAACGUUCCAGGGGGUAAGGAAAGUUGUUUUAGGUGGUAGAUCUUUCUUGUUUUCAUUUUUAUAAAUUUCAAAACUAAGGACAUCGUUUUGGAUGCAUUUUUUAUUUUUGAUCCAGUGGACUGCUUAUAAAACUUCAUAUGUGAGAAGAAGUGAUUGUUUCUGCAACACAUGUUUCAUUUUAUAUAUUUACGAAGCAUCAAAUUUACUAAAAUGAAAGGAAGCUUGGAUGUUCUAUGAAAAAUGAUCAUUAUCGCAAGUAUCAUGAUACAUAAAUGAACAUACCGGUAAAUGAAUGUGGAAAUGUCAGAAUUUGAUUUGUGACUCUAAUUUUGGUGAUAGUGAUAAUAUUUUUACAUUUUACAUUGAACCUGAUUGCUUUUCAAAACUAUUACUAGGUUGACAGUUCAUCCUGGUUUGAGUAAUUUAGUCUAGUUUUGAGCCAUUGGAUUAUUCAAAUGUUUCAGUGACUUCCCUUCAUCUUGUAGUUUAGUGUUGCAACCAUAUCGAUUUUGUUUCUCUAACACUUCCCUUAAUCUUGUAGUUGAAUGUUGCAAACAAGUCAAUUUAUGCACUCUUUCAUAUUUGAAUGUUUAUUUACAGAGUAGGAAUUCUCAAAAUAAGAGUAGAAGUUGCUGGAAAGAUACAUCUUACAGAGAUAGUAGUAUGAGCCAGUUCAAUUACAAUGACCAAGUUCCUCAUUAUGGUGGGGGUGUCCAUUCUGCUGGCGGUGGGUACUUACCACAUCAAACUUCUAGACCAAUGUUUUCUACUAUAGCCCCAACACCACAGUCACCAUCAUUGAUUUGGUGUGAACUUUGUGAGGUUAAGUUGAGAAGUUACAAAAAUAUGAAAGAGCAUUUGAAUGGAAAGAGACAUCAAGGAUUGUUGAAACUACACGAGGAAUCAAACAGAGAAGAAAUUUCAAAUGGACAACAGAGAGGACAGUUGCCAAAUUCUCAAAUGAAUUCAGUAGUUGAACCUAAGCCCGUUCUUAAAUCUGAGAUACUUGGAUGCCUGGUAGAAAAUGUGAGUUCUGAAGCUACUGCUGCCAAGCACAAGAGUUGCCUGGGGAAAUAUAUUGGGAAACCCAGUGAUAACUUUGGUGCACAAGGUCAUGAUUUCAAGCGUAAGACUGCCGGAGCCACAGGAGGUAAAUACAUGAAGACAAAUAAUGCGAUAAGAGAGCCAAUGGAUUCAUCAAAACUUGAUGUGAAUGCUCUGUCAAGUUAUGUAGAACCUGUUGUCCAAGUACCUGCUGCUGAAGUUUCAGCUAAAGGGCCUGAAGGGAAACCUAGGGAUAACUUUGGUGUACAAAGUCAUGGUUUCAAGCAUAAAAUUGCAGAUGCCACAGGAGGUAAAUACUUGAAAACAAAUACUUUAAUAAGAAAACGAAUGGAUUCAUCAAAGCUUGAUGUAAAUGCUCCAUCAAAUCAUGCAGAACCUGUAGUCCAAGUAACUGCAGUAGCACCACCAUCAGGUCCUGUGGCUUCUCAGAUUAAGGCUCCAACACCUGUUGUAGGAUCAAGUUUCGAGCUACAGCUUCAACAUGUCUCAGCCUCUGAGACACAAGUGUUAGAAGGCAAAAAACAUCAUCAGAUUCAAAAUCCUGCUUUCGAAACAAAUGUACAGCCACAAUCAAUCUCUGUGGAGUUGAAUGCCCCAGCAGGUUCUAAUAUUAGAACUCAAACUGAAGAUUUGAGUUCUGCUUCUACUGCAAUAGCAAUAGCACCACCAAAAGAGCCUAUGCUAUCUCAGGUAUUGGCAUCAGAAGCAGCAGUGGGAUCAAGUUUUGAAUCACAUACUGAAACAGAACCCCUAGGAUCAGAAGCCAUAGCACAUUAUGAGAGCCAAAAUCCUACUGACAAAUCAAAUAAUCAACUGCUAUCACCUGUCUUGAUGGAGUUCGAUGGCCCUUCAGGUUCUGGUUUUAACACCCAAACUGCAGACGGAAGUUCAAAAGCUGAAGAAAAGAUGGAUGUUCUCACCACUAAAUUCGGGUUAACUCAGUUGUCUCAGGUAACUGUUUGUCUUACUUGUGGCGAUGAGGGCUUUCCGGAGUUGUUGAAUUUUUGUGAAACGUGUCAGGUUUAUGCAGUGCAUAGGUAUUGUUUAGAUGGGCCUGUGGAUUAUACUGGUGAAGUCACUUGGUUCUGUGAAGAUUGUGAUGCAAAGGUAGUAGACACAUCUUCUCAUGAUCAAAGUAAAGCCAGAAUAGAGGUAACAAAUUGCAUGAAGAAAGUAAGGAAAAACAAGCAACAACAAAAAGCUGAUUCUAGUGAGGGGCAUGUGACUGUUACUGAACCACAGCCUAUUGCUGAUCCAGUGUGGAGGGGAAGCUUGUACUUCUGUGACCAAAGUAUUGAUAUUUUCAAUGGACUUCUGGCCCAUUUGUCCAAUUUAGCAUGCCCCCAAGUCCAAGAGGAAGCAAGACUUCUCCCUGAGGUGCUUCGUGUGGACUUGCUUGAAAGAUCUGAAGUAUGGCCAAAGUAUUUCAAGGAAAGUGGACCAAAUGAGGAGAGCAUUGCUCUUUAUUUCUUUCCUGAGAAUGAAUGCAAUGAGAGGGCCUUUGACGAGCUGGUUGAUGAGAUUAUUUACCAUGACCUUAUCAUAAAAGCUGUGGUUAAAAAUGCAGAGCUUUUAGUUUUUCCUUCUACAGUGCUCCCAAUGCAACACAGGAGAUUUCAAGCAAAGUAUUACUUGUGGGGACUCUUCAGAGAAAAGCAAACUUCUCCUUAGUCUAAAACUUUUCAUAACCAUAGUACCUCUAAUACUUUUUAGGCCUAGUGGUGUGGUUCUGUUUCCAAUGAACGGUACUCCUGUUUCCCUAGCCAUUGAAUUCAUCAGUGUGUAUCUAUUCAGUUUUACUUAACGUUUUUGAGAAAAUAUGGUAGCAUGUUGAGAAUUUUGAACUAGAGAGGAUAUGAUCGAUGGCCCUGGUUAACAUUUUUGCUCCUGCAUUAUUUGUGAUGACAAGAG